UAACCCGAGCACUCGAGCCCCUCGAGUGCAACCGCGACCCACGACUGUCCCGACUUCUGCCUUCUGUCGCUCUCGAGCGUGGGACGCGGGAGAGUGCCGCGGGAUGGGAGAGAACCGAGUCGUCCGCGUCAAGAAUAAGCGGCACGACGGACGGGACGUCUCUGUCGGAGCGUUCGCGUUCACGCGACAGUAGCGGGGCAGAUGAUAGAUAAUCGCCGUGCCGCCUUUCAUAAGUCAGCGAGGCGAGCGGCCGACACGUCAGCGCGAAAAAGCGGUCGGACUAGGUCGCGCGAGGAGGCCCAGGAGCACCAAACCGAUUUCGUAAUGUGACACCUCGCGAAUAGGAACAAUCUGUUGAAAAUGGCAGCGAUUUGUUCCGGACGACCUGGCUGGUUAGGAAAGCUCGGAAUAGCAUUGCUAGUCAUGUGGUUUUUAAUACUGAUUAUAUCCAUCGUUCAUAUAUUUAAGUCCAAUUCGUUGUCAAGCCGCGAUGCUGACACUGCCAACAAAGAGAACACGCAACGCCUAGCACAAAUGGUUAAUGACUUUGAAAUUCUAAAGAAGCAGAACGACGCGUUGAAGAACUUUAUACUAGGAGAAGGAUCGAAAUCUAUACAAGGGGACCACUUAGGCUCCGUGCAAGACAAGCUCGAGAAAGCGUCCGUCUAUUAUGACCUGAUGGAUCAUCAGGACGGAUCGAAGCACGGCGUUCCCUCCUCGGAAUACGAGGAGCUGCGGCGGAGGUUGAGAAACGAUGUUCAGGAGAUGUGGUAUUACGUUAACGCCGAGUUGAGUAAGUUUAAGAAGCACAUUGACGAAUUCACGUACGAUCAAAAAGAAAAGGAGAUACAGGAUGUGAUGAAAAACGCGUGGGAGCAUAAAAAGUCACUUAUAAUGAAUAUCGACAAAUUGAAGAAGGCAGACGGUUACGAUGAGUGGCGGGAAAAGGAAGCGAAAGAUCUAGCCGAUCUUGUUCAGAGGCGAUUUAGGUAUCUACAGAAUCCUGUUGAUUGUAAUAAGGCAAAGAAGCUGAUAUGUAGCUUAAAUAAAGGCUGUGGGUUUGGUUGUCAGAUUCACCACAUCACGUACUGCUUCUUAGUGGCUUACGGUACGGAAAGAACAUUGAUAAUGAAAUCCAAAGGGUGGAGAUAUCAGAAAGAUGGGUGGGAAUCUGUCUUUAAACCCCUCAGCGACACUUGCGUCUCUACAACCGGUACCUCACACUCUAAUUGGCCUGGAGAUCCCUCUAAACAAGUAAUAUCUCUGCCAAUUGUAGACAACGUUUAUCCCAAGCCAAGGUUCCAGCCGCCUAGUGUACCCGCGGACUUGGCGCCGAGAUUGGAAAAGAUUCACGGUCAUCCGCUCGUUUGGUGGGUAGGACAAGUGUUGAAAUACUUGAUGCGACCUCAGGACCACAUGAGGAGAACGUUGGAAAAGGCAAAGGAGAAGCUUGGCUUUAAGAAACCCAUCGUCGGUGUUCAUGUGCGUAGAACUGACAAAGUUGGCACCGAGGCAGCUUACCAUGACAUAGAUGAAUACAUGACUAAAGUGGAACAAUAUUUUGAUCAACUUGAAACGAAACCAGACGUGAGGAGAGUCUUUUUGGCGAGCGACGACCCAAAAGUGAUAACAACAGCCAGAAAGCGUUAUCCGAAUUACGAGAUAAUAGGGGAUCCAGAAAUUGCCGAGACGGCGUCCGUAGCGAAGCGAUACUCGGAUACCUCGUUGCAGGGAAUAAUUAUCGACAUCCACCUUCUGUCGGAAUGCGAUUACUUGGUAUGCACGUUCAGUUCUCAGGUAUGUCGCGUCGCAUACGAGCUAAUGCAGACCUUUUACACGGACGCGUACGACAGAUUCACAUCCCUCGACGAUAUAUAUUAUUACGGGGGACAAAAUCCACAUCCCCACGUAGCUAUUUUGGAUCAUAAACCGAGGAAGAACGGGGAAUUAGAGCUAAAAGCCGGUGACUUGAUUGACGUCUUUGGUAAUCAUUGGGACGGUUUUUCCAAGGGCUACAACACCAGAACUAGCAUGACAGGAUUAUUCCCCAGUUUUAAAGUAAAGAAUCCUGUUGAUGCCGUAGACUUUCCCAAAUAUUCGAAUAUCCCUCUAUUGGAAAAUAAGAACGAUUGAAUCAGAGCGGCCGAGCCAAGUCAUUUUCUGAUGAAACGCAGCCUCGAGUGAAUCGUUAUUUUUCUGGAUAAAAUUCUUGAGAUAUUAGCAAAGAUGACAUGGCACGAUGUAUAUAUUUUGCUACUUGUAAAUUAUGAUGUUGAUGCUUGUAAAUUGUCACAAAUGUCCAUGACUUGUCAAAUAAGAGAUAAAUACCUGUCGUAUAUAAUUAUGUUUUAGUUUAGAAAAAUAUUACAAGUAUGAUUUUCCUUGAAUGGCGCAAUAGAGACACUAUUUUCUAAAUAUUUAAGAUUCUUUUUAUACAUACAUGAAGCUACAAUAUAAUGAGUCGAUAUUAUGUAGAUAGCAUUUAGGGAUAAUAACGGAAAUAAUAAUUUGCAGAUAUUUAACAAUGCAGCAUUUGCAAUACUUUACUAUUUUCACUGAAACUACGAAAUGUGAUUGUUAAUUUAAUCAAAUAGAGUUAAUUAAAGAAGGUUAAUCAUAAUAUAUUAUAUUUGGAAAUAUAAUAUAAACUCGAAAUAUAUAUUAUUAUUAAUUCCAUCGGCAAAUCGAGUUUGUUCUAUAUGUACAUAAUAUAUAUAUAUAUAUAUAAUAGAUUUAAAAAGAAGUUUAUAAUUGCGCGUUUUAAAAUAUUCGAUAUUUGUGCCAAUGCAUUAUCAUGAAACAUUGUUUACAUUGACUAGAAUUGAAUGUUCUAUUCUUGGAAAAUUACGUAAAAAAACACAAGUUUCUUCAUUAUUCCGCUCUAUUAGACUUUGUAAAUAACUUCGUGAAAUGAUUUCGCUAGCAAAUGACUCGUAUAAAUGUUUAUCAUAACAAUCGAAUUGUGUAAUACGGAAUGUCCCAAAAAGCCUCUGUAUAUUUUGAUGAAUGACAUUCAAAUAAGUUACUUAACGACAUAGUUGUAUAUUUUUAUACAAAAUACAAUAUUAAAUUGAGAAAAAAAACUUUACAAAAUUUAUUUGCACGUUUUUUUUCCUUAAUUUUCCCUAAAUUUUAUUCCCUUAAUGCGAUACUUUAAUAUAUAAAAAUACAUAUAUAUAUAUCUUUCUCUCUUUGUACAAUGUUUAUAAAUUAUA
Molecule: messenger RNA, 3215 nt
Organism: Vollenhovia emeryi
Lineage: Eukaryota; Metazoa; Arthropoda; Insecta; Hymenoptera; Formicidae
Gene: FucT6
Product: alpha-(1,6)-fucosyltransferase
Exons: 6
Coding region: 361-2133 (590 amino acids)
Biological process (GO): protein N-linked glycosylation
Cellular component (GO): Golgi cisterna membrane
Molecular function (GO): glycoprotein 6-alpha-L-fucosyltransferase activity; protein binding
Source: RefSeq, a predicted model, not a curated record